Rasamsonia emersonii CBS 393.64 is the source of this 1515-nucleotide messenger RNA. Its product is annotated as PXA domain protein. The record is from RefSeq and is a predicted model, not a curated record. The transcript has 2 exons. Gene Ontology annotation, cellular component: extrinsic component of endosome membrane; early endosome; late endosome. Bases 1 to 1515 code for a protein of 504 amino acids. Gene Ontology annotation, molecular function: phosphatidylinositol binding. Gene Ontology annotation, biological process: protein targeting to lysosome; early endosome to late endosome transport; endosome to lysosome transport. Lineage: Eukaryota; Fungi; Ascomycota; Eurotiomycetes; Eurotiales; Trichocomaceae.
AUGAGCCGCAACGUCACCGAAGCCAACUAUCAUCGUUUUCCCAUCCGCUACGACAAGCAACUCUCGCAUCCAAGUUUUCGCGGCAACAUCCUAGAGAUCGUGUCAAGCUUCCAGUCGUCCCAUCAUCUUUACAAGCGAACCGUGCCUGAGGGAAAUGCGAUGACCAGCAAUCCUUCCCGGGUGACCUUCCAUCCGCUUUCCAACCCCAAGGCUGGACCCACGACAUCAACUUCAAGGGCCGCAGCAACGUCCCAUGCUUCCCAGCAGCCCUCGCGAUCGGAGUCUCUUCCUCACCUACGAAAGACUACUUCCGGAUCUGGACAGGCUGAUGCAGCCACGGAUAAGAGCACGAUCGCGUUGAUCCGCCGUGUGCUCUGUCCGGAGAGCAGCAGCUAUGGCUCCUCAAGUCCACGGCCCCUCCACGAACUGCUGCCGCCAUUGACAAGCUCCAAUGAAGUCGAUCUCCAGCUCUACGCUCUAAUCGCAAUAAUAAUUAAAGAAUUUAUCUACUCUUGGUACGCGAAGAUCACUACGGAUCAUGUCUUCGUCGACGAGCUCCUCCAGCUCAUUGCCCAUUGCACCCGUGCAUUAGAGGAGAGGCUCCGACGGGUGGACGUCGAGCAGUUGGUCUUGGAUGAGAUUCCUUGCUUAGUUGAGGCCCACAUCAUCGCUUAUAGAACCGCGAAACAAGGAUCUGAUCUGGUCCCCCUUCCUUCAUCCGUGCGAGAAACCUAUCAUACCCUGAAUCCGCAUCCUGCUCUCUCACCCGUUCCCAAUCCAUUGGACCCCAAAACCAGCUCCGAGCAACAUGAAAACGAGGUCGCUUAUCGGCAUUUACUGGCUCAGGGCACUUUGGCCAUCCUUCUUCCCACCGAGGAUCUCGAAAACGUCUGUCUGAGAACGUUGGUAAGCGACGUUCUGGCUGAUUUGAUCUUGGGAAAAGAAGUGAGCGGGAAGGUCUGCGAGGGCUGGUUCAUCUGGGAAACCGUCAGCAAAGUCAUUUCGUUAGUGAGCCGACGGGGCACAGACAGGGUGAAGCGGGAGGGCGAGGCGGAAUCUGCAAGUCCUCGACCAAGCCAACUGGAGAGGUUUGGGCUUGUUUCGACCGAAGAGGACCAGCAUCAAGAUGAUUCGUCAAGGAGCAGCCAAUCUCAACUCGCACUCUGGAUGUGGAAGUUGUUGCACGCUGUCUAUCUCAUCUACGUUACCCUUCGCUUUGUAGUUACGGGCCUAUUCCGCGCGGCAUUGUCUCUGCCAGAGGUGCCUGCGCGCGACCUGGGUUCAUCUCCAGAUCAUCCUACUCCAAUCAGCCGGUCGAAUGAGGCGUCUUCACGGCCGGGAAAGACAGCCACGCGGCGUCCGGUCCUCGAGUACAGGGCGUUUGGUAUGCUCUCACGACUCAUUGACCUUCCACGACGGAUGCCAUGGCUGGUUGGCUGCGUGUCUCUCAUCCAGUGCUUGAUAGUGACAGGCCCAGCCAGGCUGGGCGACACAGAAGGCAUUCUUGAUCGGUGA